GAGAGACGUGAGGUCAUUGAGGACCUGAGAGUUUUUUCUUACAGCCUGGAGCCUCCGGAGUAAAUCCACACAAUGUGUGGUUGGUUGGGUCUGCAGCACGCAGGAGCUUCUCCUUCAGUUCAAUGCAAUUAAAAGCCAGUAAAAUAAAGUGUACAUGCUUUUCCCAUUGGAGUGUCAGCAGGGAGUUUAACAGCUCACUCCAUAAAUCUGUUUUCACUAUGGAUGGUUAAACUUUAAUCAAUAGGUGGAUUUGGCCUUGCUCUGCCCUGUUCUUUCUGUUAUCUGUUCCUGGUCGUAUGUGUUUGUUAUUAUGGAGGCCUGGCCUUGGCUAAUGAUUUGACAUGUUCAGUGCCGGACAGAGAUGGUCUUUCUUUUUUCCCAGGAAAUGUAUAUUGUAACAUAACAAGUCAUGCCUGUCUUAUUCAUGUUACCGUAUAAUGAGUUAUGAAGUAGCUUCUCUGCUUCUUGAGAUGUUUUGGCUUUGAACACAUGCAAGGCCAGCGGGUAUUUUCUGCAGGGGGGGGGGUUAAAUCAAAACUUUGCAUGUUACACUGAAAUAAUACUGUAUUUUACCACUUCUGCAUGAUGUUUGAUAAACAACUAAAGGCUUAUAUAAGCAGAAGUGACACAUUUAGGAUUAACUCUGUGAGUCUCGAUUUAUUGCACCACUGAGGCUUUCUUCAUAUCCAUAUCAUAUGAUGAAUGGGAUUAUUAUUAUUAUUAAUUAUUAAUAAUUGCAAAAAUAAAUUCUGCCUUUCCUUCCAAAUGAAUAAAAACCCCAAAUGAAGAUAAGUAGUAUUGAAGCGGUAGCUUUUCCCUUUGCACAAACUGAGCCAAAAAGUCAUUCACAGACAAAGAAAUGUACUUCUGAAGCUUGUCCUCGCUUCACUUUGAUGAAAUAGCAAGGUGAUAAUACAAUAAUACCUAUUUGUCUGAGCUGCUUGAGAGGACUUAGUUACUCAGAACCCAAAAAGAGAACAUCAGGGUUAACUCAAAGAAACUCCGCUGUUGAGCUGGUACGCAUGCAUUUCAUUGAAAGCACGUUUCCAAGAAAUAACUACUUCAAGACAAAGACUUGUUUUAAAAAACAAGUGUAUAAAAUACAUUUUAAAUAGCUGCAGCUUCUCUGUGGCAUGAACAAAGCACACUGUGCUGCGGAUGUGUAGGGAUAUGAAAUAGGGCUUUACUGGCUGCAUUGCUCAUGGAGAUCAUUGGCGACAUCAUCUGUAUGUAAAAGACUCAACGGCCUCAGAUGGCACUCAGUUUGAGUUAUCCAGGGCAUUGGAGUGGAUAGUCCUGAAGGAUGAAGAUUGAACCCCUGGCAGAUGGGAUAACACAAUUGAGGCUUUCCCACAGCAGGACGCGUGUUGGAUACCAAACUAUGUUUACUUUUAUACAGAUUUUGCAUCUAAAUUAAAUACACCAGAGAUGUAAGAUAAUAAACAAUUUGUUUUCCAGUAUGUGGUAUAAGAAAACCUUACUCAAUUAUUAAGUAUAAUAACUCUUUUGCAUGUGUUUCAGAGGUAUGGAUAUGAUGGGUUUGUCCAGCUGCACCAUCACUGCAAGGUGAGCUGCUGUUUAUUUUCCUGUAUGCAUGCACAGACAGGGUAGACAAGCCCUUAUGCAAUUGUACUGCACACAAUGUGCAGGGCACAGCGAGUUACCUUCCCCCGGCUGCACCCCCACCCUGUGGACCUUUUCAAGUCCUCAACAUGUGAGCAGCUGCAGGACUCAGCACGGUGCCACUGCAUCAGCGGAAAGAUUCCCUUCAAAUACCACCGCAGCGCAGCAGAACAACGCAGGGCAGCCAAUGCAACUUUCCGUGGCCGACAUUGGUUGAGCUUUUGGCACCAGCGAACUGCACAUAAGGACGGAUGGUUGACUGUGACACAUUGAUGCACUCAACCGUAAACCGUGUCUGGUGAUGAGCAUCUGUUAGAGUCUUGAUGUCAAUGUUAGAACAAGAUCUGUGAGGAUUCCAGGUCACAUUGUAACACAGGUGUAGGUACAGCCAUUGACAGGGGAAAACACUGUCCAGGUGUUUUUUGUGUCUGCAUUUGAAUACACCUCUAUAAAGAAAUUUUGAAUGUCAGGUGUAAAUGACAGUUCACAUCUCGUACGUUUUCCAUGAAUCAGCUGUCUGCUGCCAUCAUGUGGUUUUGAAGUAUUAUGAAAUCCCCCAAAAAGUCAGCUUGAAAGCUGGAAAUGAAAUGGUUAACAAGAGCAAUGUAUGCUGCCAAGGUGUCCGGACUCUGUGGAGGAACAUUUUUAAUCACAGUCACAUCAACAUGGGGGAUGUGACUGCUGAUCAUGUUGUCUUUCAGGGCGAAGCAGACAUGAUGAAGGAUGGAAAGCUGUUCAGAGUGAUUCAAGAGAACUGCUGGGAUGCAGACGCACGCAUAUGGGACAUGGAUCAACAUGGAGUCACAGUUCAGGCCCUUUCCACUGUUCCUGUGAUGUUCAGUUACUGGGCCAAACCUCAUGACACACUGGACCUCUGUGUCCUUUUAAAUGACGAUUUGGCCCGGACAGUGCACAGUCACCCCAAGAGGUUUGUGGGUCUGGGCACUCUGCCCAUGCAAGCACCCGACUUGGCCGUGCUGGAGAUGAGGCGCUGUGUGAAGGAGCUGGGCUUCCCUGGGGUGCAGAUUGGCUCACGGAUCAACAACUGGGACCUCAACGCCGCUGAACUCUUUCCUUUCUAUGCUGCAGCGGAGGAGCUGGGCUGCUCCAUAUUUGUCCACCCGUGGGACAUGCAGACAGAUGGGAGGAUGGCUAAGUAUUGGCUGCCCUGGCUGGUAGGCAUGCCGACAGAGACAACCAUGGCAAUUUGCUCGAUGAUAUUCGGAGGCGUCUUGGAGAGAUUUCCGAAAUUGAAAGUUUGUUUUGCACAUGGAGGUGGCUCUUUUCCAUUCACUGUUGGCAGAAUUGAACACGGCCACAAAGUCCGCCCUGACCUGUGUGCAGUGGACAACAAGAUCAGUCCGAGGAAAUACCUCGGUUCUUUCUACACCGACUCCCUAGUUCACGAUCCCAUCUCCCUGAAGCUGCUCAUUGAUGUUAUUGGAAAAGAUAAAGUGAUGUUGGGAACAGACUAUCCAUUCCCGCUGGGAGAGCUGCAGCCUGGAUCCCUGAUUGAGUCGAUGGAUGAAUUUGAUGACACACUGAAGGAUAAAUUGCUUGCUGGAAAUGCAGUGGAAUUUCUGGGCCUGAAACAAGAGCAAUUUCAGUGACAUGGAAAUAUGAGAUACAAUGCCAUGCCCAGUGAUUCAGUGUAAAUGCUUUAUACAAAUAUUCAUAUUUGGAUGAUUAAAGUGAAAGUUCACUCAAAAUCAAAAACACAUUGUCCUCUUACCCGUGGUGCUAUUCAUCAAUCUAGAUGGUUUUGGUGUGAGUUGCUGGACAUAUCAGUAGAGAUGUGUGCCUUCUCUCCAAUAAAAUAUGACUAUAUAGCAUACGGCUUGCGGCGCUGAAAGUGCCAAAAAAUUUAAAUCAGCAAAGUCUCUUUCAAAUAGCAUCAUAAAAGCCCCAAAAGGAUAAGAAAGAAAGCUCUUAUCAUUCAGUGUUUUCAGGGACACAUUUAUAGUCAAUACUAGUAUUACAAAGAACAUGCAGUUGCUCCAGAUGCCUUUCAUACUUAUAUUCCCGAAAAGUCCUCUCUUGUUAAAGUGAUCCCUCACUUUUUGAAAAUGAAUAUACUUGAAUUGCUCAAAGAAACUGCACUAAAAUGAGCUCUACUUCAAAGGAAACUAUAGUUUGAAGGGAUCUUUACAGUCAUGCUCCACUUCCUCCAUCGAGUUAAAUGGAAACUGUACUGGGUCAGUCACUUCGAUUUCUUGGCCAGUUGUGUGUAGCUUGUUGAGUUAAAUGGAAACUGUACUGGGUCAGUCACUUCGAUUUCUUGGCCAGUUGUGUGUAGCUUGUUGGUGAGAUAGUUUACUCUGUCAAUUAAUUGGUCUUGCUGGUGUUUCAUGUUCUCCAGUAAGCUCAUAAUAUGAACUUGAGCAGCUAUUAAAAAAAGAACAUUAUAAUUUGGUUAAAACAUUCUUUGGACAACUGAUGAAGACUGAUUUCACAAAAAAAUAUUUUUGAGGUGAUGGAGAGAGUGGAAGAGGUGGAGGAGUGGCAACUGUGCUGCUAGUGGUUGGACCUCUGGCUGUCUUUUUUGGAGGACUUUCCUUCUCACUGUCAUCAUCAGAGUCCCCGAAGAAAUUACUAUAAAGUGGGUUAGAAAAAUAAUUUUUGACAUCCCUGUCCACUCUGUCAUCACACUUGUAAUUUGGCCAGAAGGUGACACCAUCACUCUACCAGCUUUGUGGCACCACUGCUACCGUUUUGUUGUUCUGGAACUCUAUCAACUUGAACAUCCUGAAUUAAGGAAAGAAACAAACAGCAUCAUCAGUCACAGAAAUACAACUUUCUGUUCCAAGAAGUUCUGAAAACAAUUCAGCAACUACUCAAAAUAGGCAGGAAUAUGUGGCAGCUAGUGUACCAACAAAAGGAAAGGCCCAAUUUAUCUGAUUAGUCUCAGGCGUACCAUGUUGAUGAGGGCUAAUGUUUUAGUAUUUCAUUUGGGUUUAAAAACAGGUAUACCGUAAAAAUGUAAUGAUUAAACAGCAAUAGGCUUGUUGUACACAUUGAAGACAAGCGACUUACACAAAGUACUUAGUCAAUUUUGUAUCCAGUUUCACAUAGAUUGCAGUGAUUAUGGUGAUGUAGUCAGUGUCAGUUUUUGUCACAGUCUCUGACCCUUAUUUCACAUUAACACCAACCAAGUAAAAACUAUAUCGUCAAUUUUAACUGCUCACAUUAGAACGCAAGAGCUACAACUAAUACAACCAUAAAUAUCUAACCCCAAUACCAUCAUUCUCCCAGGGAAACAACAAUAUGACAACAAAAUUGGCUUCAUCCGUGGUCUUUUAAUUGGCAAUUAUAAAAAAGAAAAAGCAACUGUAUACCACCUGGACACUUCUAUUAGUUUUAGCUGAAAGAGCCAAGAUUUGUGUGUGUGCCAGUGUACAUUCGUUUUAGUGUAUUAGUGCAUUUAAGUACUUGAUUUUCCUGAAAUAGAUUAAAAAUGAUUUAAAAAAUACACGAAGAUCAAAAGUUGUGGAGUUUAGUUAAUGCAGAUUACCUAAAAUGCAGUGGCGGGCAGUGCAUUUUAUACCUGGGCCUUCUGUGCUGUCCUACUACAGUUGAAUUACCUCCUAAUAACCUCA
Molecule: messenger RNA, 5219 nt
Organism: Anarrhichthys ocellatus (wolf-eel)
Lineage: Eukaryota; Metazoa; Chordata; Actinopteri; Perciformes; Anarhichadidae
Gene: acmsd
Product: aminocarboxymuconate semialdehyde decarboxylase
Exons: 8
Coding region: 2100-3233 (377 amino acids)
Biological process (GO): secondary metabolic process
Cellular component (GO): cytoplasm; cytosol
Molecular function (GO): hydrolase activity; carboxy-lyase activity
Source: RefSeq, a predicted model, not a curated record